Molecule: messenger RNA, 2094 nt
Organism: Drosophila suzukii
Lineage: Eukaryota; Metazoa; Arthropoda; Insecta; Diptera; Drosophilidae
Gene: barc
Product: RRM1_TatSF1_like and RRM2_TatSF1_like domain-containing protein barc
Biological process (GO): mRNA splicing, via spliceosome
Cellular component (GO): U2 snRNP; U2-type spliceosomal complex
Molecular function (GO): RNA binding
Source: RefSeq, a predicted model, not a curated record
UGCCUGUCCAUUGGUUAAGCUCAGCUCGCUGUUCACCUUGUUUGUGUUUUUGCCGUGAUUUCCUACAGCCGGCGGACGUACAUCAUCUUUUUGCGGAAAGAAAAUAGGAUUCAGAACCCGAAAAUGAGUGACGAAGGUGAAAGUAAACCGGAGCAGGCGGCGAAACCUGAAGCGGAGGAGGAAAGUGAGGAGAAAAUAGAAGAGCAAAGCAUUUCGGAAUCAAAAGUUGAUGAAAAGCCAGUGGAAAGUGAAACCCAAUCGGAUAAUCAGGUAGCCAAAGCGGAGGAGAACACGCCAUCGCAGGACUUUGCCGCCUACGAGGAGCACAUGACCUAUGCAUCGGAUGGUGGAGCCAUCUAUACGGAUCCCAGCACCAAGCAAAAAUACAAAUGGUGCACUACGCAAAACAAUUGGCAACCCCUGAGCGCCGAUGAGGCGGCCAGUGCAGGUGAUCUCUACGAGAACGAGCACUACAAAUGGUGCCCCAAGACGGAGCAGUGGUUGCCCAAGAAACAGGAAACCGAAACGGAGCACUACAAGUGGGAUGAUGAGCAGAAAAAGUGGAUACCCAAGCAGCCGAAUCCCGGACAGGAGGGAGUCUAUGGAGUAGAUGAGCAGGGCGAGCGCACUUAUACGGACAAGGAUGGGGUCGAGUUCUUUUGGGAUGCCGAAAAGAGCGCCUGGUUCCCCAAGAUCGAUGAUGAUUUUAUGGCCCGCUACCAAAUGAACUAUGGAUUCAUUGACAACACGUCGGCGGGGGAGAAGGAGAAGGCUGAAAAGGAGGCGGCCGAGGCCAAGAGAAAGGAUGAGGAACUCAAGCGGAUGACGGCCGAGGCGGAGGCAGCCAUGUCCAGGGAUAACGCGGCAUCCACAGCAGCACCCACCGGCAAGCGAAAGGUCCAAGAGCCACCAAAAUGGUUCGAAAUGGAUCCCUCGCAGAACACCAAGGUGUACGUCUCCAAUUUGCCCCUGGACAUCACCAUGGAUGAGUUUGCCGACCUGAUGGGCAAGUGCGGCAUGGUCAUGCGGGAUCCCCAGACCCAGAAGUUCAAGCUGAAACUGUAUGCCGAAAAAGAUGGCCAGAUCAAGGGCGAUGGCCUCUGCGAUUACAUCAAGGUGGAGAGUGUAAAUCUGGCGCUGAAAAUCCUGGACGAGUAUAACCUGCGGGGACACAAAAUUCGCGUCCAGAGAGCUCAGUUCCAAAUGCGUGGAGAGUACAAUCCCGCUUUGAAACCCAAGCGAAAGAAGAAGGACAAGGAGAAGUUGCAGAAGAUGAAGGAGAAAUUAUUUGACUGGCGUCCAGAUAAAAUGCAUGGCGAGCGCUCAAAGAAUGAGAAAACAGUCAUUAUCAAGAACCUUUUUACCCCCGAGCUCUUUGAAAAGGAGGUGGAGCUCAUCUUGGAGUACCAGAACAAUCUGCGCGAAGAAUGCAGCAAGUGCGGGAUGGUUCGCAAAGUGGUCAUCUAUGAUCGCCAUCCUGAGGGCGUUGCCCAGAUCAACAUGUCCUCGCCGGAGGAAGCCGACCAGGUCAUUCAAAUGAUGCAGGGACGCUAUUUUGGCCAGCGACAGCUAAGUGCCGAGUCCUGGGAUGGCAAGACCAAAUACAAAAUUGAUGAGUCCGCCGUGGAGGCUAGUGAGCGCCUCUCGAAGUGGGAUGAGUUCUUGGCCCAAGAAGAGGCCGAUAAGAAAGCAGCUGAGGAGGAGGAAAAGCAGGAGGAGCAAGAUGACAACUCCCCGGAAAGCCAGCUGCUGCCAGGAGAUGCCACCCCUUAGUUGUGACUUACCUGCGAUCAUUCUCACGCGGUUCCAGAAUCUCCAGCACCACCUCGUUGGCCAACUGGUUCGGAUAAGUGGCGUUCCAGCGGUUGUAGAUCUUGAAGCGAUUCGGUCCGCUCACCUUGGGCAUCUUGUGCUGGCAGAUGAAGCGCAACUUAUCCGAGCAGGGACGCGCCGACCAGCGGUACUUGAGAUUCGGAUCGUAGAUGGCACAGUUAUUAUCCAAUGGUUGGCUGUUGGAGACAAGUUGCACAUAGCUAGAAUUGUUGCUUAAGCGUUAAAUCAAUCUACGGAAAUAAAGGAGGAAAGGAAAGAGCA